AUUCUAUCAUAAUUCUAUUUCGUAAACAGAUUUUUAUUGCUUUCUUGAUCAAUCUUUCAACUAUUGGCAUCAUUUUUCGUUGUGGACUUCAAAAUGGACCUAAAUUUUGUGCAAGCUGAUAACAGCAAUCUACCUAAGGUUGACGCAUUAAUGGUAGCAUUUUUCUUCAAAAAUAAUGCGGACUACUAUGCUGCGGAACUCAAACAUGUGAAAACAACAAUGUCUGGAAGGGAGUCCUACGGAGACGAUGCAAUUGGCUAUGUGCAGCUGCACCGGGAGCAUGGACUUUGCACACUUAAGUGCAAAAUGUGCCCAGAGCACAAAGUGAGAUCAAAAGCUUAUAAUGUGACAAUGGUUAUCAACGAAAAUGAAAGCGAGAUAAUAAGUUGUCAGUGCCAUGACUGUGCUGCUUCAGCAGGAGGCUGCAACAUGCAGUCGCUUUUUUGAUGUGGGUACAUCGGCGCAGUGAGGAACCUCCAUCUACUUCGGUGGAAUGUUAUUGGAAAAAGCCAACAUUGUCAAGAAGUACAUCACGGUGCAGCAGAUGUCGAAAAAGGAAGUACCGCACAGACCAAGUACAUCAGCACUUUACACAGACUUUAUUUUGGAAGCCAAAAAAAGAAAACUUCAACACUGUGAAUUGAUAAAAUAUCAGGACG
Molecule: messenger RNA, 659 nt
Organism: Acanthoscelides obtectus
Lineage: Eukaryota; Metazoa; Arthropoda; Insecta; Coleoptera; Chrysomelidae
Source: the annotation of a GenBank genome assembly